Molecule: messenger RNA, 3736 nt
Organism: Mizuhopecten yessoensis (Yesso scallop)
Lineage: Eukaryota; Metazoa; Mollusca; Bivalvia; Pectinida; Pectinidae
Product: acidic repeat-containing protein-like
Exons: 12
Coding region: 1231-3417 (728 amino acids)
Cellular component (GO): nucleus
Source: RefSeq, a predicted model, not a curated record
AAAAGUGCAAAAAAGAAAUCUGCUAGACCGCGAAGGGAGAAAGACAGCAGCAAAUUACCAAACGACACACAAGAUUCUCAGUCUAAACCCAAAAGAAAAGUUAAAAAGGCAAAGAUUAGACAGAAACAUGAGCAUGAAUGUCACAGCUCAGAGGAAGGCAAGGAAAACAAGAAACCAACAGGAAAACAUGUGAAAGUCAGGUCACACUCGCCCCGUGUUUCAGAGACUGUUUCCGUUUCGGAUGAAGGAGAGCAGGGUGUGCCUGUGAGGAAGAGUGGUGCAUGUACUGAUCUAACAAGGUCUCCGAUAAAACGGGGUGAGAGGGGGAAACUCAGAAAAAAAACUAAAAACCUAGUCAGCACUGCCGAGUCACCUGGUGCAGAUUUACCGGAAAUUAAAAUACUGAGAAAGGGACAUGACAUUCGUCUGUCAAGUGCACGAUCAUCUUCAGAAAGCCCAGAAUAUUUUGGAGAAUAUGUAACAGAAUCUACAAGAAUACAUAGUGAUGCCAGUCUUGAUUGUGUUUUAGACUCGGCUGAUGUAUCGGCCAUUUCAUUCCAUCGUAAUGACAGUUUAUCUGGUAGUACAUGUGUAGAUAGCUUUCAGUAUAACUCGAAUGAAGACUCGUACAAACAGUUAAAUAUAAAAGGUCAAAGGUCAAGGCUAAAUGAUGUCGGUUCCAACAGCUCCGACGCUUCAUCUACCGAUAGCAACGUGUGUUCGAAUUUUCAGGCACUGAGAAUAGAUAAUUCAAAACACUUUGAUGGUAAGGGAAAUAACUCGUCAAAAACUGUUGACAACUCGGACCUCUACACAACUGCCAUAGAUCCAUGUAUUGUUGAAGAUAGUUUGGAAGUGAAUCAGUCUCCGUGUAAGUCUGAGAAAGAUGCUAUAGAAACCUCCUCCGGCUCUAGUUACGAAGUAGAAGAUGUGUCGGUACAAGUGCAUUCAGAGUCGGAGGUUUUCAAUUAUAAGAAAACUAGCGGGUGUACGUCAAAGGAAACAACGGCAAAUUGUGGUCUCAAACCUUCCCACACAAGCUCAGGAAGUGGAUCGUCGUAUGAGGUGGAAGAUGUAUCUGUACAGGCCGAUUCUGUUGUCGAAGAGUCUCGCGUCCUCCGUGGUACAUCUCCACGGACUACAACAAAGAAAGAUAAACAUUUAAAAUCAGGGUCCUCUUCUUCUGAGAAACAUGAAGAUGAUUCGUUUGUGGAGGUAGAAGAUGUAUCAAUGCAGACCAGUUUUCAAAUCCCUCCCGGUACAUCUUCAAGAAUUUCGACAUGGAAACUUACACUUUUGGAAUCAGGGUCAUCUUCUUCUGAAAAAAAAGACGAUGAUUCGUUUGUGGAGGUAGAAGAUGUAUCCAUGCAGACUAGUUUUCAAAUCCCUACUGAUCCCCACCCAACUGGUAAAACAGAGGAUUCGUGCAGUGCCGCUGAUUCGAAGUCCAAGUCUUUUUGUGAUGAACUUGAAGACAUUUCAACACACAAAUGUGAGCAAGUGGAGAGUAAAGAGGAUGAUUACCAGUCCGGUCUUGAGGAUUUAAACAAUAUCAGUCUCCCUGACCUUGACUUCGGCUUGCAGCCACAGAUCACUUUCACGAAAAGGGACCCCAGCAUAUAUUUUGAUGCGAAAGAUUUGUCGAAGCAGCCAACAAAGCUAAAUAAAAGAGACCCAAGUGUGUAUUUUGAUGCUAAACAGUCCCUUCUUAGUAGUUCACAGUCAUCAAACUCCAGUUGUGAACAAACUAAUAGCCCAAAAGACUCCAUUAAACACAGACCUAAGGGAGAUAACUACAUCGUAGACAACCAAGAAAUACCACCAGGCUUUGUUUCUAUCAGUGACACUGAUUCUGAGGAUGAUUAUCCAGCAGAGAAAACACCAAAAAUUACCAAAACGAAAAAACAUCAAACGAAAAAUUUCUCAUCGGAUUCUGAGGAUGAUUUGGUGUGUAAUUCAAAUCUUAAAAACAAAAGAAUAAAAUCCCAAAGGAAGUAUUCCUCAUCCUGCGACUUCUCUAAAGAGCCUGAUGUCAAGUCAAUCUCAAGAAAAACCGGUGGCCGUAAACACUUGCAUAACCCCAGAACUACUAAUGCUGGAAUAACAGGAAAGAGUACUAGCAGACAGAAGGUCAAAUAUUCUACAGACGAGUCUGACAACUCACUUCCGGACUUGGACAGUGGAAACAAGGUUUCACAACAGUUAUCAGACAAACACUGGAGAACCAAACAGACCAUUGAAGUGGAUUCCUCAAGUGAUGAAGAUACUCUAGAAACCUUUUUUCAGAAAAUGAGGGGGUCCAAGAAAAAGCUGAGUAGUGAAGAGGAGGAAGAAAGUGAUAAAAUGAGCAUGAAGGGGUUCAUCGUGGCGGACUCGGAAGUCAGUGAGGACGAGGAUGAUCUGUUCUAUAUGAGUACAUCCUACAAGUCCUCAUUUCACAGUACAGACGACCCAAAGAAAAUUUUACCAAUAGUUUUCCGCUGCAGCAGUUCAGAAGACGAAGAUUUCAAAACUCCCAACGUGAGUGCCAAAAGCAGCACGGAUCAUGGAUUUAAAACGCCUUUAAGCACAAAGAAAAAGAAGCCGCAGAAGCUGCCAACACCCGGGACAGAUAACUGGGGUCUGAAGGAAGACAAUUGUUUGUACCCUUCAAAUACCAAGUACAGCUUCCUCAAGUCCCUCACAGAGAACCUACCUGUGGACAAGUGUGACCCAGAGGCUAUCAGACUCGUCAAAACCUUUAAGAAAACCAAGCAAGAGCUGACCAAACGCCUUUUUAAAAUCUACAAUGAAACAGUGUUUGAAAAUAAGUUACCUGACGAUCUGGAGGUGAUCUGGAACUGUCGCCUGUUGAGGACAGCUGGCUACUGUGUGUACAAGAAGGUGGCAACUUCAGGAGGUGUUCGCAGCGUCCGCAUUGAACUUUCCACCAAAGUCUGUGACUCUGCAGAGCGUGUACGAGACACACUGAUACACGAGAUGUGUCACGCUGCAGUUUGGUUAGUGAAUGGGACGACGGAUGGCCAUGGACCAUACUGGAGGUAUUGGGCCAAAAAGUCCAAUCAGACUCACCCUGAAAUUCCUGUGAUUGGUCGGUGCCAUAGUUACAGCAUUAACACCAAGUUUACCUACCAGUGCAGUCAGUGUGGAUACAGGAUUGGUCGCCAUUCCAAGUCUCUGGAUAUGGACAGAAAGGUUUGUGGAUACUGUCGUGGCCGCUUCACAUUGCUUAGCAACACUGGACGGGGUGGCUCUACACCAGUUUCGGGCUCGUCUACACCUCGGACCCCCAACAAGUUUGCUUUGUUUGUUAAGGACAACUACGGAGACAUCAAGAAACGAGAACAGUCUCUAAAACACAAAGACAUUAUGAAGAUUCUCAGUCAAGAAUUUGCAAAAAACAAAAUCUCAGGUUGAACUUAAAUUUCAUGAACUUUUGCAAUUGUUUUGUGAAAAAUCAAAGUUUCAAGUUGUUUUUAAUUCUAAUAUGUGUCUCAAUCAUAAAUGUUAUUCUAAUAUCAACAGGUUAACAUGUGAAAUGUGACGUUAGUUAACAUUCGACCAAUGCUAGGAGGCUGAAUCGUGUUUUGAUGUUAAACGUCACAAUAUACCUGGUAUCUACCAGAAAACUUUUAAAUAUGUUUACAAAAGUAUGGAUAUGUAACUCACCAUGGAUCACCAAAACUCAAAGCUCAUGAAAAUAUACUACAAUAAAAUGUUAUACAACCAUGCUUAU